Messenger RNA from Fulvia fulva, 2358 nucleotides. Its product is annotated as UV-damage endonuclease. The record is from RefSeq and is a predicted model, not a curated record. The transcript has 2 exons. NCBI's taxonomy places the organism in Eukaryota, Fungi, Ascomycota, Dothideomycetes, Mycosphaerellales, Mycosphaerellaceae. Gene Ontology annotation, biological process: nucleotide-excision repair; response to UV; mitochondrial DNA repair. Gene Ontology annotation, cellular component: nucleus; mitochondrion. Gene Ontology annotation, molecular function: endonuclease activity. Bases 1 to 2358 code for a protein of 785 amino acids.
AUGUUGUCUUUGGUUCGUCUCCCGCAUCUUGGAAAUACCACGCGCAGGGGCCUUGGAUUCAGGCUUCACACGACGCGACUGUUCCAUACCGCGACAGCCAGCCCCUCUGCCAUGGCUCCUAAGCGGAAGAGAUCUGCUGCAGUCGAUGACAAUGCCACUGUAAAUGGCAUUGUGCCACCUCUACCCAAGCGCAGGUCGUCUGCCCGGAAUAUUGCUACAGCGACCGUUGCCACCAACCCUGACCAGAACGCGGACAUCAUUGACGCGCCGAACGCUACACGCGCCUCACCCGACAGCGACGUGAAUGAGGACAUCGUGCCAGGUCCCAUCAAGCUAGGUAACGGAACAACGACAGCCUGUCCUCUUAGUGAUGCACCUGCUGUUGCAGAGGCACCUAAGAAGAAGGGCCGAGGGAAGAAAGCAGUUGUGGAAACAGAGGGUUCGGCCAAUAUUGAAGCUGAAGCACCGGGCAAGAAGGGAAGAGGAAAGAAACCCGUCAAGGCUGAAGAUGAUGGCGAGGCGUCAGUCGCGGAAAAGCCUGCUCCAAAGAAAGCAAAGACGAACGCCGAUGAUGAGGCUGCUGAUCCCGAGGCCGACGAAGACGAAGAGGCGGACGAAGAAGAGGUCAAAGAAGCAUUGACAAGACCGCCGCCUGUCAAUAGCGACUACUUGCCGCUACCUUGGAAAGGACGCCUCGGAUAUGCUUGCUUGAACACAUAUCUGCGGCAGUCCAAUCCGCCUGUUUUCAGCUCUCGAACGUGUCGCAUACAGUCCAUAUUAGAGCAUCGACAUCCCUUGAAAGACCCAUCGCAGCCAGAACACGCUACGAAGAAUCGUCCAGAUCGAGAUCAGCCUCCAGGCAUUGAGCGUGGCCAGCGAUAUGUUGAGGAACUCUGCCUAACCAAUGUCAAAGACAUCAUCAAGAUGGUGCGUUGGAAUGAUCGAUACAACAUCAAAUUCUUUCGGCUUUCAUCGGAGAUGUUCCCCUUCGCAAGUCAUCCCGAGUACGGCUACAAAUUAGCUCCCUUUGCGAGCGAGGCACUUGCAGAAGCUGGCAAAGUCAUUGCAGAGUUGGGCCAUCGCGUGACUACACACCCUGGACAAUUCACUCAACUGGGCAGUCCCAGGCAACCCGUAAUUGACAAUGCGAUUCGCGAUCUGGAAUAUCACGAUGAGCUGCUGUCUCUACUCAAGCUACCCGAGCAACAGGACAAGGACGCCGUGAUGAUCUUACACAUGGGAGGUGUCUUCGACGGCAAAGAGGGCGUAAUUGAACGAUUUCGAGAAAACUACGCAAAUCUGUCGCAAAGUGUGAAGAAUCGACUAGUGCUAGAGAACGACGAUGUGAGCUGGACUGUUCACGAUCUGUUGCCGAUCUGCGAAGAACUGAAUAUUCCGAUGGUACUCGAUUACCAUCAUCACAAUAUAAUGUUCGAUGCGGACAAGAUUCGUGAAGGUACUAAGGACAUAAUCGAUCUCUACCCUCGAAUCAAAGCAACAUGGGACAGGAAGGGUAUUAAGCAAAAGAUGCAUUACUCAGAACCAACACCUGCAGCAAUAACAGGACGUCAAAGAAGGAAACAUAACCCUCGAGUAGCCACUCUUCCGCCAUCUGCUCAAGAUAUGGACAUCAUGAUUGAGGCUAAAGACAAGGAGCAAGCCGUGUUCGAGCUCAUGCGGAUCUUCAAGCUUCCUGGCUUCGAUACGUUCAACGACAUUCUACCCUACGUGAGGAAUGAUGAUAACAAGGCGGCAUUGGCUGCGAUGAACAAGAAGAAAAAGAUCGCAGACGAGCCCGAGCCCGAGCUGAUUCCUGAUGAUGAGGUAGGAAUGGGAGGUCCUGAGGGUCGAGUCUACUGGCCGCCCGGAAUGGAAGAAUGGCUGCGACCAAAGAAGCGAGAGGUCAAGAAGAAAGAAGCCCCGGCGGGCAAGUCUUUAGAGGAGAAGAAGGCAGAGGCUGCGAAACUCUACGCUGAUGCGCAAGCUAAGAAGGCCGUCAAAGACCAGCCGGCGAGCGAGCAUGAGGACUCCGACGUUGAGGCCACGCCAGCCACCAAAAAGGCCAAGGCUGCCAUGAAAAAGAAGGCCAAAGCUGACGCCGAGAAGGCUGCUGUGAAGGCUGCCGCUGCGGAAGUCAAAGAGGCUCAAAAGGCUGAGGAUGGCGCUCCCAAAAAGAGAGUCAAGGUCAAGAGGGAGCCUCAAGCAGUACCAACUCCGAGCUCCAGCGAAGGACCUGAUGACGUAGAGUUGGACGACGUCCCGGAGAUACCUGUCGCGCCCCAGAUCAAGACCGAAGGCUCUCGCAAGGGUGGUCGGCGAAGCGCAAAGAGUGCUGUCAGCUAUAAAGAGGAGGACUGA